This is a messenger RNA of Rhipicephalus microplus (southern cattle tick), 2226 nucleotides long. Its product is annotated as chorion peroxidase. Gene Ontology annotation, molecular function: peroxidase activity; heme binding. NCBI's taxonomy places the organism in Eukaryota, Metazoa, Arthropoda, Arachnida, Ixodida, Ixodidae. Gene Ontology annotation, biological process: response to oxidative stress. The record is from RefSeq and is a predicted model, not a curated record.
AUGCAGGGUUCUGGAGGGCUGGAUGCCCUGAACAACGUUCUGGACGACACCGAUGUCCACAGAAUACCGAUUCGAAUCAAGCCCUCUCGACGUUGUGUUCAAGAGCCAGAAGCUGAAGUCGCCAAGCCGGAACGGCGAGUAGAACCAACACCACCAAGCCGGAACGGCGUGCAUUACAUCACGAACGGUGGCUGCCCCUUCAGAACGAAACGAGCAGCCAGGAAGGAAUCGCCCAGAGAAGACGUGCUCAAGGCCGAGCUUGCCCUGUGCUUCGAGGAAGCCAGCCGAAGAUUAUUGACCAGCUCUCGGAACCCUACAGACGGACUGGACGCGAACGCAGCGACGGCGUCGGAAGCGAAAUGCGCGUCGUCGCCGCUUUGCCGGCACCGCGGCGCAAAGCGGUGCGACGCCUCCCGUCCUUUCCGCGAGGCUGACGGCAGGUGCAACAACGUCGAGCAUCCCGAAUGGGGAGCCGCGGGAGCCUGCAUGAGGCGGCUGCUGCCACCGGCCUACGCGGAUGGUGUCAGCUCUCCGAGGGUGUCGUCGAGGAGCGGACGUGCGCUGCCCAGCGCUCGCCGGGUGUCCUACACCGUGCACCCCGAGCGGAAGGUCUACGACGGCCGUUGGUCCUCGAUGAUGGUGCACUUCUCGCAGUUCGUCGCGCACGACAUCAGCGCGACCUUCUUGGUCGACAAGGAAGGCCCCGAGUUCUCCGAGAACCUGGGACGUGACACGUACGAGUGCUGUGGCGCGAACGCUAGUGUGAACCCCGAGUGCUUUCCCAUUGACGUACCCGCCGAGGAUCCCUUCUACAGUCGCUACGGGAGCCGCUGCAUGAACUUCAAGCGAUCGGCUCCGUGUCUCACAUGCAGAAUGGGACGUCGGGACCAAGUUAACUUUGUUACAUCGUACAUCGACGGCUCGCCAGUUUACGGGGCUAACGAAAAUCAGACGCGAGGCCUUCGUCUUCUAAGGAGCGGUCUACUUAAGGAACAACUCGUCAAUGAUUCAAGACUACUGCCCGCAAGUUCACGACCCCGGAUUGACCAAUGCAGUAAAUUGAGAGAACGCCGUUUUUGCUUCGAGGCCGGAGACCGCAGACUGAACCAGAACUCUGGCCUUUUACUGAUGCACACGAUGUGGUUCAGGGAACACAACCGCGUAGCGAGAAAAAUGGCACAAAUCAAUCCUCACUGGGACGAUGAACAACUAUUUCAAGUUUCCAGACGAAUCGUGGAGGCACGUUUGCAGCACACCGUUUAUAACGAACUCCUUGGAGAACUCUUGAGCCCUGAAGGUGUUCAGCAGAACCAACUGAGUCCCUUAAGCGAGGGUUACACCACAUACGACGCUGCAGUGGACGCUACUGUUUACAACGAGUUCACAACGGCAGCGCUUAGGCUGGGUCACUCAAUAAUUGACGACGACAAUGAGACAGUACAUCUUCCCGGAGAACAUGAGUGGCGCUUACCGUUGCGCCUCAACUGGUUUAACCCUUUCGCCUUUUACGGUGCUCACGUCAUGGAUGCCGUCACCGCCAGCAGGUUGCGGAAGCCAUCUCAGAAGAUUGACAGAUACGGCACUCACGAUGUGACCAGGCACGCAUUCCGGCGCCCGGACGGCCCGAAGCCCUUCGGCGUCGACCUGUUCGCAUUCGACAUACAGCGAGGUCGCGACCAUGGACUAAGACCCUACGUCGACUACGUGCGCCACUGCGCACCGGACGUCCCGUUGGAUGAAUUCGAACACCUCGAAAGGCUCAUGCCCAGAGACGCGGUGGAGCUUUUUGCCGGCCUCUACGAACUGCUGGCCCGUUCCAUCGAAAAGAACAGAAGGCACCUGAUGUGGUGUGGCAAUGCACCUGAUGUGAUCGUGUGCGACAGCGACGUCGGGGACGUGGACCUGUUCUCUGCUGGCCUGGCGGAACGCACAAUGCCUGCGUCCAUGGUGGGGCCCACGUUUGCCUGCCUGAUCGGCCCCAUGUUCCGGAGGCUCAAGUAUGGUGACAGGUUCUACUACGAACAUGGCGGGCAGGCUGGUUCCUUCACUCCAGGUCAGCUUAGGACGAUACGGCAAACUCUGCUAGCCCAUGUAAUAUGUGCCAACAGCGACACCAUUCAGGAAAUUCAACCCAGUGCACUGAGGCUUGAGGGGCCUGGAAACGAAUUGACGGACUGCUCGAAGCUCACCGAUAUCGACUUCCUGCAGUGGAAAGAAAUAAAAUGA